Molecule: messenger RNA, 1410 nt
Organism: Adineta steineri
Lineage: Eukaryota; Metazoa; Rotifera; Eurotatoria; Adinetida; Adinetidae
Source: the annotation of a GenBank genome assembly
AUGUCGAUACGCUCAGAACGUGAAAAAUCCAAAAUGCAAGAAAAAUAUCAAAUGAUAUUAGCACAAAUGCUCAAGGAAGAUGAUAAUAGAUUUUGCGUUGAUUGUGAUACAAAAAGUCCACGAUGGGCUAGUUGGAAUCUUGGUAUAUUUAUUUGUAUUCGUUGUGCUGGAUUCCAUCGAAAUUUAGGUGUACACAUAUCAAAAGUUAAAUCAGUCAAUUUAGAUUCAUGGACCGCAGAACAAAUAGCUUCAAUGCAAGCUAUGGGUAAUAAUCGUGCACGUGCUGUCUAUGAAGCUAAUUUACCUCCAGGGUUUCGGCGACCUCAAGCUGAUUCUGCUUUGGAAUCAUUUAUUCGUACAAAAUAUGAACAACGUAAAUGGAUUGCUAAAGAAUGGAUUCCACCAGAAAUAACGGUGUCUAGUGACUUGAUUGAAUCGGAAACAAAUCAACGACGAAAUGAUACUCCAUCAGAAUCCGGACAAGUAGAGAAAAAUAUUAAUACUAACAUUCCAAAAAUAAAACCAUUUGCAGCACCAGUAACGACUAAUAAUCCAGUACGACAAGGAGGUAGUGAUCGCUCAACAACAACUAUACAACCAUCGAUGACUCCUUCACCAUCAACAACAUCAAUAUCAACUCCUAUACAACCUGUUGUUGCUACAGAAAAUCCACCAGAUUUAUUAGGUUUAGAUGAACCAACAUUACCAUCAACAUCUUCAUCAACUAAUAUAACUAAAUUAACGCAAACUCCUCAACCUAUUGUAAUAGAUCCAUUGCUUGCUAUAUUUACAACACCGACAUUGACAAAUGUGAAUGUAAAUAAUACAACAACAACAAUAGCAAAAAAUCCAGAUGAUGAUUUUCAAACUAUAUUUUCAUCUUCGAGUGAUAUCAGUACUCCGACAAAUACAAGUGGUGUUAUGAGUAAUGAUAAAAUAAUGGCAUUAUUUAAUACACCUCAAGUACCAAUGGCAGCUGCUUCAGCAGUUAAUAUUCGACCACCAACUAUGCAAUUACCUCAAAUGAAUGCAUCUGGUUUUCCUCAUCCACAAGCUCAUCAACAUGCGCUUCAUUCUCAUCAAAAAUCAGCAUCAUUUGGAAGUAAUCUUUAUCAACAAGCGACUAAUAUCGGACCUCAUUCUGGAUUUCAACCACAACAAGGUUUUCCACUUCCACCAACAUCCGGAAUAAAUAUAAUGCAUCAUAAUAAUUCAAAUAAUAUGAGUACACCUUCUCUUCAAACUCCACCAUCAACAUUUACAAAUGAUCAAUUAAAUAAUCAAUUUUCUCAGUUUGUUCCAUUUGCAAAUUCAAAAUCGAAUACAACAGCAACAGCUUUAAUAACCGGUAUGCCAACUCGUCCUGUUACAGAAUACAUGCCAGCAUCAUCAGAUCUUCUUUGGCAAUAA